AUCCCGCCGCGCCGCUGCGCCCCUUCCCCGGGCGGAGCCCGACGGGGCGGCCGCGGCCGGCGGCUCCGCGCCGCGUCCCCGCGGGAGCGGGGCGGCGGCGGGGGCAGGGGCAGCCCCGGCGGCGGUGGGCAGGAGCCCGGAGGGGGCUGUCCGACGUGCCCUCGGGGAGGUGGGGGUCGGUCCGGCCGGAGCGGCGGCUCCGCGCCUCUGACUCUGCCCAAUGAGAGCCCGCAGCACGGCGGGCGCCGCCGAUAUUUGGCCACGGCCCCCGCGCUCCCAUCCCCAGAGCGUCCUCGGCCUCCGCGCAAGGACCUCGAUGGCCCGGCCCGGCCCCGCCGCCCGCCCCGCGCCGCUCGGGGGGCGCCGGCCCCGCUGAUCGCCCGGGACCCCUCGGAGCGGCGAGCCCCGCCGCCCGGCCCGGCCCUGCCGCCCCCCGCCCAGCAGCAUGCGCCUGGCAGCGGGGGCCCAGCCGGGGCUCGCUCAGCAGCGCGGAGCCGGCAGCCGCGCCGCGGGGCCGUGAGGGGCAGCGCCCUCGAGGGGAGCGCGGGCAGGACCCCCCGCCCCGGUCAUUUCUCCGUCUGGACCCCGCCCCGGAGAGAUAUGCUCAGCCCGAACCGCCUGGAAGCGCCUCCUGGGAUUGCCGUGGCCCCCGGGCGUGCGGAGUGCGGAGCCUUCCCUCGGACGGCGGGCGCGGCCCCGCGGCUUCGCCUGCCCCUCGUCCUCCUCCUCCUCGCCCUGACGCCCCGCGCCGACUCCUCGUGGUGGUACAUCGGGGCGCUGGGCGCGAGGGUGAUCUGCGAUAACAUCCCUGGGCUGGUGAACAAGCAGCGGCAGCUGUGCCAGAGGUACCCUGACAUCAUGCAGUCGGUCGGGGAGGGAGCCAAGGAGUGGAUCCGGGAGUGCCAGCACCAGUUCAGGCACCACCGCUGGAACUGCAGCACCUUGGACCGGGACCACACCGUCUUCGGGCGGGUCAUGCUGCGAAGCAGCAGGGAGGCCGCCUUCGUCUACGCCAUCUCCUCGGCUGGAGUGGUCUACGCCAUCACGCGGGCGUGCAGUCAAGGGGACCUGAAGGCCUGCAGCUGCGACCCGCUCAAGAGGGGCCGCUCCAAGGACGAGCGUGGGGAGUUCGACUGGGGCGGCUGCAGCGACAACAUCAACUAUGGGAUCCGGUUUGCCAAAGCCUUCGUGGAUGCCAAGGAGAAGAAAGUGAAGGACGCCCGGGCGCUGAUGAACCUGCACAACAACCGCUGCGGGAGGAUGGCUGUGAAGCGUUUCCUCAAGCUGGAAUGCAAAUGCCACGGGGUCAGCGGCUCCUGCACACUAAGGACUUGUUGGCUGGCAAUGUCAGAUUUUCGAAAAACAGGGGAUUACCUGAGGAAGAAAUACAACGGGGCCAUCCAGGUGACGAUGAACCAGGACGGCACUGGCUUCACGGUGGCCAACAAGAACUUCAGGAAGCCCACGAAAACAGAUCUGGUGUAUUUUGAGAACUCACCUGAUUACUGCGUGAUGGACAAGUCAGCAGGCUCCCUGGGCACGGCCGGUCGCGUGUGCAACAAGAUGUCCCGCGGGACGGACGGUUGCGAGGUGAUGUGCUGCGGGCGCGGGUACGACACCACGCGCGUCACGCGCGUCACCAAGUGCGAGUGCAAGUUCCACUGGUGCUGCGCUGUGCGCUGCAAGGAGUGCGAGGACACUGUGGACGUGCACACGUGUAAAGCACCGAAACGGGCCGAGUGGUUGGACCAGACCUGAGGAGACGGGAGCACAGAGGGACGAACCCAUUGCCACCCCCCCUUGCAAUUUUUUUAAAACCCUGUGCCCUGAGGGCCAUGACAUUCUGGGAGCUGUAGUUCAACUGCAUGGCUUUUAUUUAAUUAAUUCUGCAAAGCACUAAAGAAAGGACUAUGUUUCCCAGGAGGUACUGUGGACCCUUCUAUUUGCUCAGCAAAACUAAUCCCCUACCUAGGAGGAGUCUGCAAUCCUUGCUUAAACUGUGAAACUGCUGUUGCCCGUUGUUCUCUUUGCAAAGGGACGGUGCAACCUAUAGAGACGCGGAGGGCCGACGGUCAGGAUGCGAUGGCUGAGGAAACCUGCACCUCCCCAGAGAACUUACGUUGCAGUGAAGUUUCACCAGCAAAAAAACACUAGUUCUGAAUAAUCCACUCCUGCAGAAAGCAUUCAUGCUUUUACUUUUUUGCAAGGCCAGAGGAAGGGUGUUGUGAAUCCGUAAGACAGUUCUGUGAUCCCCGAGUUUCCCUCGGGAAAAGCCGGCGCACCCCCCCCGGCCGCACUGCUGACCCCGCUGAGCAAGAGCAACCUCUGCACGAGGCUUCUCGCCGUCUUCCCAGCGAAGGUGACAAGCGGAGAUGUACAUUGGAGCUGAAACAUGAACGACUGCGCAAAGACAAGGGCCAGCCCUAGAUGCUGGCAGACACAGAGGGCUAGAGAAAGCAAACAAAACCUGUGAACUUACCGGUAGGUUCUGAAGUCAACAGAUACAACAGUGUCUCUGUAACACUCACCUGUAUGUUGUGUAUACUGCUUAUUAUUUUAAGUCAAAAUUCAUUAUAAACCUGUAUCAGAAAAUCA
Molecule: messenger RNA, 2595 nt
Organism: Phalacrocorax carbo (great cormorant)
Lineage: Eukaryota; Metazoa; Chordata; Aves; Suliformes; Phalacrocoracidae
Source: RefSeq, a predicted model, not a curated record